AUGAAGAGCUUUUCAAAGAACAAAUUCUUUCAUUGCUUUCGACCGGUUGUUGAUAUAGAUGCCAUGCUUGAAUCCAAAGUUGCUGCUCAUUGCUCAGAGAGCUGGUUCAUGCAGCACCCUAAGAAACAAACCGUUUCAAAGUUGAUCAAAGCUGUGAUAUUAGAAACCAUAUUGAAUAAAAGAGCUCGACAUCAAAAUCGUUACAGCCUUGAUUGUUUCGGUGGAUCAAAGAAAAAUUGUUCGACACAUAAAAAAGAAUCUAAAGCCUCUCAAUCAUCUUUGUCAACAUUAUCUACACAAAGUUCCUCGUUUUCAAGCCCAAAAGUAUCACAAUUGAAGAACAUGUCAACCAAAGAAAAACAUGAGAAAGAAAGCAGCAGUGGAAGCACACUACUAGAGAAGCAAACGAAGUUUGAGUUGUAUGCAAUAUGUUUGGUACUCAUAAGCUUAGUAUUUACUGUGUUUUGGGGGAAACUAUGUGGAAUUUUUUUGACAUCAAUGUGCCUAUACUUUUUUUGUCUUUGGAACUCAAACUCUAGCUGCCAGAAGAUGUUGCUAAGUUGUCCAAAGAUUGAUGUAAAAGGUGAUUAUGGAAUGUGUGCUCAAAGUGAGAUUUCUCUGUACUUGCUGAGACAAGGAGCACAUUUGGCAGUGAAGGAGACAAAACAGAUUCAUAGUUAGGUCUUUUAGCUUUUCUUUUGUAUUUCUUUCUGACAUUAGAUUAAUCCAAUUAGUGCUUGUACAAAAAGUUGUUGACAGAAGAGAUUAAUGAAGAUUUACUUCAUCAAA
Molecule: messenger RNA, 789 nt
Organism: Trifolium pratense (red clover)
Lineage: Eukaryota; Viridiplantae; Streptophyta; Magnoliopsida; Fabales; Fabaceae
Exons: 2
Coding region: 1-681 (226 amino acids)
Source: RefSeq, a predicted model, not a curated record